AUGUGUCGAGGGAUCAACGCCUAUCCCUUGCCCCCUUGUGGUCCACGUCGUGCAUUGCCAUUAGAAACAGUACCUAAACCUAGUCCUUAUAUAUCACCAGAUCACUCCCUCCAGUCCAAACUAUCCUUCCAUCAGCAAAGAGAGAGGAAGACACAGAGAGGCAUGGAUUUUCAUCUUAAUUGGACCUACUUAGUCCAAGAAAAGAGUAUGGAUGAGAUGAGGCAAUCUCUACUGCUGACUAUGGAACUAGAAGACACAAAAUUAAAGGCACAAGAAGAAAUCGAAGCAAGAGAUUGUCAAAUAGCCCAACUAAAACAUAUGCUUAGUAAAGCCAUCGAAGAAAGGGAUGAAGCACAAAGUAAGUGCCAAAAUAUGUUGUUUGAAAAGCUUUUGCUUCAACAACAAUCAGCUCCGCAUUCUGGGAUUUCAAGCAUUGAAGAUGAUCACCCCAGAAGAGGAAUUGACUCUAAUAAUGGUUUUUCUUCAUCAGAUUGUGAAGAAAGUAUUGUUUCAUCACCACUCCAAUUGCCACCACAGCUUCCGGCAGAACCCGAACUGGAGUUACCAAUAGUGAUUGACAUGCCAUUGCCGGAAAAAGGCAAGCUUUUGCAAGCAGUAAUGAAAGCAGGGCCACUCCUACAGAACCUUCUCCUAGCUGGCCCUCUUCCACAGUGGCGCCACCCUCCACCACCACUUGACACCUAUCAGAUUCCACCGCCACCUUUAGUAGUUCCAUCACAACCACCACUAGCACCACCAGCAAUGCCCACUCAUUUCAUCAACGAAGACUCAUUGCACAACAUCCUACCUACCAGCAACAACGUUAACAAGAUAAACAAGAAAAGAACACUGUCUGAUCAGAGCUCUGAUUCAUAUAUGGACUUGAAGUACCAAAAGGUUUUCGUCCAAUGA
This is a messenger RNA of Fraxinus pennsylvanica, 912 nucleotides long. The record is from the annotation of a GenBank genome assembly. Lineage: Eukaryota; Viridiplantae; Streptophyta; Magnoliopsida; Lamiales; Oleaceae.